This is a messenger RNA of Durio zibethinus, 1326 nucleotides long. RefSeq names its product NEP1-interacting protein 1-like. The record is from RefSeq and is a predicted model, not a curated record. NCBI's taxonomy places the organism in Eukaryota, Viridiplantae, Streptophyta, Magnoliopsida, Malvales, Malvaceae.
UAAGCUUCUUCUUAAACCUUUUACUUUGUAGAUCACCAAAACCUCUUCAUUCCAAUUAUUCUUUGAACAUUUAUCAAAACCAAAGAAAGGGAAAGAAUGGAUUAUUACGAAUACCCAUCUCGUUUUUCUAUGUCUUCAUUUUCUUUGUUUGGAGAUUUCAUUGAAAAGGUUAAAGAUUUUUGCAAUUUUGCCGUUUCUGCCGUCAUUGGGAACAUUUUCUCUGCCAUCUUAACUUUCUUCUUUGCAUUCGUGGGCACCUUGUUGGGGGCCAUGACGGGGGCUUUGAUAGGGCAAGAGACGGAGAGUGGGUUCGUUCGAGGGGCUGCAGUUGGGGCUAUAUCUGGAGCAGUUUUCUCAAUCGAAGUCUUUGAAUCUUCUCUUGUUCUUUGGCAAUCUGACGAAUCUGGGAUAGGAUGUUUGCUUUACUUGAUUGAUGUCAUUGCAAGCCUUCUAAGUGGGAGGCUUGUUCGUGAACGAAUUGGUCCAGCUAUGCUGAGUGCGGUCCAAAGUCAGAUGGGAGCUGCUGAACCAACAUUUGAGGAGGUCCAGAACAUCUUUGACACUGGUGAUGCUAAAGGAUUGGCUGGAGAUUUGGUUGAAAAAAUCCCAAAGAUAAUAAUCACAAACAAUAACAAUGUAGAUGCUUCUGGGGAGAAAGUUUCCUGUUCAGUUUGCCUUCAGGACUUUCAGCUUGGAGAAACAGUUAGGAGCUUGCCGCAGUGCUGUCACAUGUUCCACCUGCCUUGCAUAGAUAAGUGGCUUCUUAGUCAUGGUUCUUGUCCAUUGUGCAGAAGGGAUCUGUAAUUUUAUUUUUGUAAAUUAUACAAUUAGAAGAGUUCCUUAUAAUUUAUUUAUGCCGUUGUUACUUGGCGGGGGCUUGUGUUUUUGUUCGUCAAAUGCUUGCCUACUCUGUCUCUCUGAGUAGUCUAUGUACGUCUUCUCGCGGGAUUGAGCAUUUUACUCAAUUAGCCCUUUGUAUAAAGUUUUUUAUUUACAGUUCUGAAAUUUCUAAUUGUCUAUCUUGCUAUGCUGACUCUUGUUCUCUCCGUAAAUGAGUGUUGUAAAACGAGUGGCAGUGCAUUCAUAUGAUGAGGGCGUAGUUACUUCAGUUCUCAAGAGGUUUCAUUCUGGAUUGAGACCUAACCUCCAGUUUUCUAAUUGCAGUAAUUCUGGAUAUAGAAAAGCAUUUAAUAGAUUCAAGGCAAAGGAUGCGGUUCAGAAUUCAGAUCCAAAUGUAUUUAUUAUCUGCUGAUUGCUGCUUCUGCUUAUAGGCGAGAAUCUUUGUGUCUUACUAUUUUGGCAAGAAUAAUAGUAUAAAAAAUUAUC